AUAACCUCAAAAGUUAUAGUGAAGGUGUGAAGAAGAUUUUCCAAAAUAUUUGACUUUCUUGCAUUUUUCAUUUUAUAAUUUGUGAGAUACUAAAUGUGAUUGUGCUCUUAGAAGAUGAGUGUUAAUACUGGAAGUCUUAAAGCCAAAAAUUACGUUGGGAAUUCUGGAUCGGAGUUUAGCUUCAAGGCAAUACAGGACAAUGAGAGGAUUGACUUUCGCUAUGGUUUCAAGAAGCCCACCGAUUCUAAAGAAAGGAAUGGUUAUCUCCUUAAUCUGCACUCUGCUGAAGUGCUGAAUGAUGAUCGGCAGUUAGUAGCAGGGCUCGAUAUGUACUUUUUGGAGAUGACGGGAGCACGAUUUAAGGCCACAAUUGUCUAUCAACCAUACUUUUUUGUACUACCCAAAGCUGGUCAGUUUAGUGAAGUCCACAGAUUCCUUGAUAGAAAAUACGCCGGGCACAUUGCAAAGUCCGAAGCAGUGGAAAAGGAAGAUCUUGAGCUACCGAAUCAUCUCAUUGGGCUCAAACAGAACUACAUUAAGCUCUCAUUUCACAAUCUCAAUGCUUUGCAUAAGGUGCGCCGGGAGUUGCUGGCUGCUGUAAAGAAGAAUCAGGAGAAUGCAAAGAAUCAUACAAACUAUAUGCAACUCCUCGCAGAAGUGGCAGGAACAGCUGGAACUUCCCGUGGGAGUGAUUUAUUCAAUUCUGACUAUAUGGAAUCCAUUGUGGACAUCCGGGAACACGAUAUUCCCUACCAUGUGCGUGUUUGCAUUGAUCUCAGCAUAUUCUGUGGCAAUUGGUACACUGUCACAUGCUAUGGGAGGGAUAAUCCAACCAUAAAGCCCUGCACGGACAUCAUUGAUCGCCCUGAUCCCAUUGUUCUGGCAUUUGAUAUUGAAACAACGAAGCUUCCGUUGAAAUUUCCGGAUGCAAAUACCGAUCAAAUUAUUAUGAUUUCCUACAUGAUUGACGGGCAGGGGUACCUCAUAACCAAUCGAGAGAUCAUUUCGGCUGAUGUGAAGAGUUUUGAGUAUACACCAAAAGCGGAAUUUGAGGCAACAUUCACGGUAUUCAAUGAACCCAAUGAAAAGGCAACAAUUGAAAAGUUCUUCGGUCACAUUAACGAGGUGAAGCCACACAUAUUUUCCUCCUACAACGGGGAUUUCUUUGAUUGGCCAUUCCUCGAGACCCGUGCUGCUGUCUAUGAUAUUGACAUGAAGCAGGAGAUUGGAUUCAGUAAGAAUCGCGAAGGGUACUACUUGUCACGCCCAGCCGUGCACUUGGAUUGCUUGAAUUGGGUUAAGCGUGAUUCCUACUUGCCCGUGGGAUCGCAAGGGCUCAAAGCAGUGGCUAAGGCUAAGCUGCGGUAUGACCCCGUGGAAUUGGAUCCAGAGGAGAUUUGCUCUCUGGCCGUUAAGAGGCCCCAAGUACUCUGCAACUAUUCCGUGUCAGAUGCUGUUGCAACAUACUAUCUCUACAUGAAAUACGUGCAUCCCUUCAUAUUUGCCUUGGCCACAAUUAUUCCCCUUGAACCCGAUGAGGUACUACGCAAAGGCUCAGGGACACUAUGCGAAAAUCUCCUUAUGGUCCAGGGCUUCCAUGCGAAUGUCAUCUUCCCCAAUAAGCAAGUUGAGGAAGUUAACAAAAUUGCCGAAGGGUAUGUUUUGGAUUCUGAAACAUACGUCGGGGGGCACGUAGAAGCCCUCGAAUCCGGUGUUUUCCGUGCUGAUAUCCCAUAUCGUUUUCGUAUUGAUCCCGAAAUGAUUGCCACCCUUCAGGCAGACGUGCCCAAAGUCCUCCAUCAUGCUAUUGCCGUUGAGAAGGGCGUCCCAAUGGACAGUGUGACGAAUUUAUCCGAAGUCUCAGCUGCAAUUGGCACUGAGCUCGAGGCUCUUCGCAAUGUACCCAAUAGGAUUGAACAUCCGGUCAUUUAUCAUUUGGACGUGGGUGCCAUGUAUCCCAAUAUUAUCCUGACGAAUCGCCUGCAACCCUAUGCCAUGGUGAAUGAAACAAAUUGUGCCGUUUGUGACUUCAAUGAACCCACAGCGUGCUGCAAGCGCAACAUGACGUGGUCGUGGCGCGGUGAGAUGCUCCCAGCGACAAAAAGUGAACUCCAGCGAAUACAGCAACAAUUGGAGACUGAAACAUUCCCUCCCCUCUUCCCUGGAGGUCCCCCGCGGGCCUUCAAUCAACUCUCGCGCGAGGAUCAGGUGGCAUAUGAGAAGAAACGCCUCAAUGAUUACUGCAAAAUGGCCUAUAAAAAGCGCAAAACUACACGCUUGGAAACCAAAACGAGUACAGUGUGCCAAAAGGAGAAUAGUUUCUACGUUGACACCGUGCGUUCCUUCCGUGAUCGUCGCUAUGAGUACAAAGAGAUGACCAAAGUUGCCAAGGCGGCUGUUGUGGAGGCCCUAAAGACGGGUGAUGCCACCGAAAUAAAAGCCGCAAAGGGGCGUGAAGUUCUCUAUGAUUCCCUCCAACUAGCCCAUAAAUGCAUCCUGAAUUCCUUCUAUGGAUACGUAAUGCGUCGCGGUGCUCGAUGGCAUAGUAUGCCAAUGGGUGGCAUUGUAUGUCUCACGGGUGCAAAUAUCAUCCGGAAAGCCCGUGAAAUUAUUGAGAAAGUCGGGCGACCCCUUGAACUUGACACAGAUGGUAUUUGGUGUAUUCUCCCGGCGUCUUUUCCGCAAAACUUCACUGUACGCAGCGCCGAAGCGAAGGGUGGGAAAUUCAUUGUGUCCUACCCCAAUGCAAUUCUCAAUGCCAUGGUCAAGGAACAUUUUACGAAUGAGCAGUACCACGAAUUGGUGGAUAAGACCGAGGGGGAACGCCCGAAGUAUGAGAAAAGGGCGGAAAAUUCGAUUUUUUUCGAAGUUGACGGGCCAUACUUGGCCAUGGUACUUCCGGCUGCCAAAGAAGAGGGGAAGAAAUUGAAAAAGCGCUAUGCUGUAUUUAAUUUUGAUGGUUCAAUUGCCGAACUCAAGGGUUUCGAGGUGAAACGACGCGGAGAGUUGCAACUUAUUAAGAAUUUUCAAUCAUCUGUCUUUGAUGCCUUCCUCCAAGGGAGUACGCUCGAAGAAUCCUACGGAAGUGCAGCUAAGGUAGCAAACUACUGGCUCGAUGUUCUCUACAGCAAGGGUGAAAGUAUGCCAGAUAGCGAGCUAUUCGAAUUGAUUUCGGAAAAUCGUUCAAUGUCACGAAAACUUGCAGACUAUGGCGCACAAAAAUCAACAUCAAUAUCAACAGCAAAGCGUCUGGCGGAAUUCUUGGGGGAUCAAAUGAUUAAAGAUGCUGGGCUAUCGUGUAAAUAUAUCAUUUCGGCCAAACCUGAAGGUGCCCCCGUGACAGAACGGGCUAUUCCAUUGGCAAUCUUCCAGUCCGAAGCCAGUGUUCGCCGUCACUACCUGUCGCGAUGGCUAAAAGAUCCAAGUAUGGGGGAUGCUGAUAUUCGCGAUGUUCUCGAUUGGAAUUACUACAUUGAACGCUUGGGUGGGACAAUUCAGAAGAUCAUUACAAUCCCAGCUGUCCUCCAGGGGCUCUCAAAUCCGGUGGAACGCGUGGCACAUCCUGAGUGGCUACACAAAAAAAUCCUACAGAAAGAAGAUGUCUUCAAGCAGAGAAAGAUUGAUGAGAUUUUUGCAGCACAACCAAAACCAUCAACGACGAUGACGACAGAUGUUGUUGCAGACAUUGAAGAUUUAACAAGAGAUGCUCCAUCUACAUCACGAGACACACGACCAAUUUCAAUAAAGCGAAAGAGACAAGAAGUUCUCGAUGGGGAAGAAUCAAUUGAGAGUUUUUUGGGCACACGACCACCACUUGGGCCAUCACGUGAAGAAGUUCAGGAGUGGGUGAAGUAUCAGAAGAAGAAAUGGAUGCUGCAACUCGAGCAGCGUGCCCUGGCACGAAAGGGUCGUGGCAAACAGCAGAGGAUUGAUGAAGCAGCAACGCGGCCGAAGGAUUUCUCCGAUUUUAGACACACAAAAGCCACAAUUGGUGGAUUCUUGCGGAAAACUCAGUCUACCCUCCUCGAGAGCACGUGGGAGAUUAUUCAAAUUGCCGAAACGGACUAUCCGGGGAAUUUUGUAAUGUGGAUCCUCAUAAAUGGCGAGGAACUUCACAGGAUACGACUCACUGUUCCCCGUGUAUUUUAUAUAAAUCAACGAACACCAUUGAGUGCGGAUCUUGAGGAUGCUGAGAAUGCUGUCUUUAAGAAAGUUCACAGGAUUCUACCACGAUCGAGUCCUGUGUAUCACCUAUAUCGCUAUCAGAUUCCGGAACAGACAUUUCAGGAUCGUAAACUCGAUAUAUUGAUUGAUCUCACAACGCCAGACAUUGAGGGGAUUUAUGAGACACAGACGAGUCUUCAAUUCCGUACGCUGGUUGAUUUGGGAUGUAAAUGCGCUGUGCAGAAAGGCGAUAGGCGACGGACAAAUACAGAUAAUUUUUCAUUGGAACAACUUGAAUUUCGGAGUGAUACAAAUCGCACGUACCUCCAGAACUAUGGACAACUGAAGAAGAUCUUCCUCUAUCAGCAUAGUAGUGCUUCGGGGAAGAGAGAAAUGUGGGGUGUAUUUGUACCAGCAACGAAGAAAGCAACAAUUUUGGUGUUGGACACUGUGCGCACGAAUCAAAUGCCCAAUCUUCGUACCCUCUACGGUAGUGAGGUGAAAGCCCUGAUGGAACGCAAUGGGCAGGAAAAGCUCUCCACAAGUGAGAUGGACUUUGACGUUAUUAUCGAAACUGAUGCCAAGAAUAUUCAUAAAAACAUCCAGAGAAUCCUUUCGGGGUGUAAGCAUGAAAUUAAGGGUCCUACUUUGCUAUUUCUUCAAGUCUCCAUGGGGCUCAAUCAGCUCACAAGUUCAAUACCGCAACUAAUGGAAUUCCCACAGGUACAAAUUCACAUUACAGACGAACUAUCCCUGUUGUCUGCAAUCAAUUGGCAACAGAAUGGAUGUCGAUCAAUUAUUCGACACUUUCUCAACCUACCACGUGUGGUGGAAUCAAUGUUGCGACAAUGUAGGUACUACCACAUACCCAUUGGCAAUAUGCCCACGGAUCCCAUUCUCUUUGGGGCAGAUUUGUUCUUUGCGCGUUACCUGCAGAAGAAUAAAUUCAUCUUGUGGUGCUCAAAAACAAAUCGUCCAGACCUUGGGGGACGUGAAACGGAUGACAGUCGCCUCCUAACGGAGUUUGAUGAUGGCAAUUCCCGCGUGCAGAAUCGCAGUAAUCUCUAUCCCAGCAUCUCUGUUGUGCUGAACAUUGAGAAUCUCGCUGUGAGUGCUUUACUGCAAUCAAAUCGAAUUCAAGAAGCUGAGGGGGCAUUCAAUGCAGUCUCCUUUGACAUGAUACCCCAGGGGUUUGUCGAUGAAAUGCUCGAGGGACGCUCUAAAGCAACAUACGAUGAAUCCUCCCAUUGCAACUCAACACUUCGUGUGAUGCGUCUCAUGGUGAACGGGUGGCUACGUGAUAUAUCUCUCAAUCGCAGCAUCUUCUCUGAUACGCAAGUUAUGCACUUUUACCGUUGGAUUAAAUCCCCGGCCGCAUUGCUGUACGAUCCUGCACUGCGACGUACAAUGUUUAAUCUUGUCCGGAAGUACUUCCUGCAGCUCCUUGCGGAAUUUCAGAGACUAGGAGCAACAAUAAUCUUUGCAGAUUUCAAUCGAAUCAUCAUUAACACGGGAAAGGAAUCCCCAAUAGAGGCCAUCAACUAUACGGAUUACAUUUGCCAAAAUAUUCGCAACAAGGAAAUGUUUCAUGGGCUACAUUUGGCUUUCCAGCAAUCUUGGAAGUAUCUCUUGUGGAUUGAUAAUUUCAAUUUUGGCGGUAUUCGCAUUGCACCCGCGACAGAUGGUGAAUCCGAUGCACCACUGGAGAUUGAGAUGGCAUUCAAUAUUGUGGAUCAAUUGCCAAAAGAGGGGAAUUGUGGGGAAUAUUUGGAGAAGCUAAUAUCAGGACUUUUGACAAGCCUGGCAACGGCAGAAACACCCGAAAAGGCCUUUGAGGAGCAUUCCCAUCGUGCCUUCACCAUUGUGGAACAUAUUCACAAGAAGUUCAAUUAUCACGCAACCAAGCCGGCUCUACAAUUUGUCACAGCGCUCAAUAGAAUCCUCUCCGUUGCGGAAUGCUUUACACCACAAGUGGAAUCUCUGCAUAGGAAUUUACUUAAAUUGAUUGGAAUUGGGGAAUUCAGUGAAGCAGCCAAGUGGAAGGACACCACACAUAAUUUCACCCUUAUGGAGGUCAUAUGCAAGGCUUGCAAUCAUUGCAGAGAUCUCAAUCUUCACAACGAUCCCCACAGGGCACUAAAGGAUGGAGUGCCUGUUUGGCUUUGUUCUCAAUGCUUGGGAUGCUACAGUACAGAUGAGAUUGAGGGAUUGCUGCUGGAAAUUAUUCAGCGGAAACUCAUGUCAUAUACCCUUCAGGACGUAAAGUGUGUCAUUUGCAAACAAAUCAAACUGGACAAUAUGACGAGAGUUUGCGAAUGUAUGGGAGCCUUCACCAAUUUGCUACCUCGCGAGGACAUUCAACGGGACCUUGAGAGUUUCCUGGUGGUCGCUGAAGAAUAUCGAAUGCCUCUGCUUGAGAACUUCAUCAAGUGGAUAAAGAGCGUUUAUUGAAUUUCAACAAAAAGAAGAAAAAAAACAUUAAGACGUGGAUGUGUCCGAAGUCUUUUAGCGACGUCAAAGUCCUCAAAUUCAUCUUGGUCCACGAAGAAAGUGUGUUUGUUCCCGAUGGUUUUGGAGUCAACGAUAUGGAGUUGCGAUGAUAGCCUAUAAUAAGGAAAUAUAUUUUGACUUUUGUAAUUAAAUCUGAAUAAUUAAUAUAACAAUGACGCCUUACUUGUUCA
Molecule: messenger RNA, 6845 nt
Organism: Lutzomyia longipalpis
Lineage: Eukaryota; Metazoa; Arthropoda; Insecta; Diptera; Psychodidae
Gene: DNApol-epsilon255
Product: DNA polymerase epsilon catalytic subunit 1
Exons: 5
Coding region: 115-6615 (2166 amino acids)
Biological process (GO): base-excision repair, gap-filling; nucleotide-excision repair, DNA gap filling; DNA replication proofreading
Cellular component (GO): epsilon DNA polymerase complex; nucleus
Molecular function (GO): DNA-directed DNA polymerase activity; DNA binding; single-stranded DNA 3'-5' DNA exonuclease activity
Source: RefSeq, a predicted model, not a curated record